AUUUGAGGCAGCGAGACAGUGCUUGUUGUUUUGUAGUUCAGUGUUCUCAGCCUCAGACUCAGAGGCCAGUUUUCCUUGGAGGGACACGAAGGCUGGUUUAGGGAAUUGUGUCAGUUCAGUUUCUGUAUCGUAUAUCGUCUGCACUGCACAAUGUUGCGCCCCAGUUUCUUCUGUUGAGCGCUAUGUUUCGGGGAAACGUGGUCGUUGAUUAGUAUAGGUCUGGUACUUUUUAUAGUCUGGUCUUGGCCUUGCCAACGACCUGUACGUCUGGGAUAAAGAGAGGUGGUUGGUGGUGGUGGCUAGUAAAAAGCAAUAAUGAGCCUCAGGUCUCUCCAGUCGAGAACUGACCCUAACGCAAGACGAAAUCUGACCAUUCGAGUCGUUGAAGGAAUUGGACUUGCCAAGAAGGACAUAUUCGGACACAGCGACCCGUAUGUCCGGAUUCGUGUACAUGUUGGUAAAACCCGUAACACACGCAUUCUUCAGGAGUUUACGACGAAGACAGUGAAAAGGAGCCUGUCACCAAAAUGGAACCAGGAGUUUAAAACGAUCGUGAAGCCGAGCGCAAACAUUCUUGCAUUCGACGUCUUUGACGAAAACAGAGUGACACGAGAUGACUUUCUUGGGCAGUUCACGAUUUCUCCUUGUGACUUUGCCAUUCCAACUGAGCCCGUUGGCAGUGCAUCAAUAGGAACUGAGUUUACGUGCAAACUUAUGCCGAGAAGCACCCGGUCGACAGUGCGCGGUAGUCUAAAGCUACACCUUAAGUACUCCGACGGUGAACCGGUUUCACCUGGUGGCGUAUCACCUCGUCAGGAUUCAACACUAAGCGAGAGCCAGUUAGCGACAUGGGAGGUUGUGGAAGAACCGCAGACUCUGCCCCCUGGAUGGGAAGAGAAAAUGGACGCCAAUGGCCGUGUGUUCUUCGUGGACCAUUCCACCCGACGCACCCAGUGGGAUCGCCCUGUUGCCUCCGCGCCACCUGCGCAGGGAGGCUCUGUGCCUCCAGCGGCUCCUGCCGCGGCUGCACCGCCACCCAUCCCGCCACGUGUGCGACGCCAGAUUAGCGAGGACGCCAACUCUGCACACCGCUUGUCGAAUGCCUCCUCGUCAUCCGGCGUGAGCUCGGGUGCAUCGUCGUUGCCCCCAGCUGUCUCUUCUCCCUCAGCGGCAUCCUCCUCGUCACCCAAUCCCCUGGCUCAGCCUUCCGGUGACCCGAGAAUCAUGGCCGCACUCGCCGGACCUUUGCCAUCCGGCUGGGCAUCGCAGAUGGCACCGAACGGUCGUCCGUUCUUCAUUGAUCAUAGCUCGCGCUCUACAUCUUGGGUGGACCCUCGCCUGAAAUCCUUCACGGCCGAUGAAAUAGCAAAUCAUAGCCGUCUGCAGCAAGAGUCAGUUCGUGCGGCGGAGAGAGCGCAGCAGUCUUCUGAUUUGGGCCCACUUCCGGCUGGUUGGGAAGAGAGGCGCACAGCAGAAGGCCGUGUGUUCUACAUUGAUCACAGUACCCGUUCAACACAGUGGGAUGAUCCACGAUCCGAAACACACAAGCAGGAGAAAGUUAACGUCCCACAAUAUUCCCGCGACUACAAGCAGAAGUACGACUACAUGAGGAACAAGCUCAAGGGUGCACCAAGUGGCACGCCAAAUCGCUUUGAGCUCAAGGUUCGCCGAAAGCAAAUCUUGGAGGAUUCUUAUUCUGCCAUUGCUCUCCUAACCGGAAAUCGCCGUGACAUCAUGAAAUCUCGACUUUGGAUUGACUUUACCGGGGAGAAGGGUCUUGACUACGGUGGAGUAGCACGAGAAUGGUUUGAGCUGUUGUCGCAUGAAAUGUUCAACCCGUACUACGGCUUGUUUGAGUGCUCAGCUAGCGAUAACUACACACUGCAGAUCAACCCGAAUUCCGGUGUGUGCAAUGAAGAGCAUCUCUCCUACUUCAAGUUCAUUGGACGUGUGUGCGGCAUGGCUGUUUUCCAUGGGAAGCUUGUUGACGGUUUCUUUGUACGUCCAUUCUACAAGAUGAUGCUGCGGAAGAAGAUCACCUUGGCUGACAUGGAGUCUGUGGACGAGGAGUACUUCCGCAGCUUGAACUGGAUCCUAGACAACGACCCUGAGGACCUGGAUGCUCAUUUCUGUGUCGAUGAGGAAAUGUUUGGCCAGAUGACAAUGAAGGAACUGAAGCCUGGCGGUGCCGACAUCCCGGUGACCAAUGCCAACAAGAAAGAGUAUGUCGACUUGGUGAUCCAGUGGCGAUUUGUCAGCCGCAUCAAGUCGCAAAUGGAUUCGUUUAUUGAGGGCUUCAAUGAGCUCAUCCCGUUCAACUUGUACAAGAUCUUUGAUGAGCGCGAGCUGGAGCUGCUGAUCUGCGGCAUUGAUCAGAUUGACGUGGACGACUGGCGAAAGCACACACGCUAUCGCGGCCGCUACAACGAUCGCGAUCAGGUGAUCGUCUGGUUUUGGAAGGCUGUCGGUACUUUUGACAAUGAGCACAAGGCGCGUCUGCUGCAGUUUGUGACCGGCACAUCCCGUGUACCCAUGAACGGCUUCGCUCAUCUGCAAGGUAGCAAUGGUGAACAGACGUUCUGCAUUGAAUGCUGGGGCUGUGAGCGCGACCUGCCCCGUGCGCAUACAUGCUUCAACCGCCUGGACUUGCCGCCGUACACCAGCUAUCACCAGCUGCGCGAGAAGCUGAAUCUCGCGAUUGAGAACACCGAGGGCUUUGAAGGAGUCGACUAAGAGUGGUCGAGCCAGCAUUGGCCAUAUCCGCAGCCGCACCACUGUACUGCUCGCACUCACUGCCAAGCUCCUGGCAUUAGCCACCUGCACGUGCACGCGCACCUUUCGCACUCACGGUCACGCUCCUGAUCCUGCCCCGAGCAGGUGAGUAGCGUGACACUCGUCUCGUAGUCACAAAAGUAACUGUAUUCUCGACCGCAUGCGUUUCAAUAAUAUUGAAGAUGAAACGUGUGCAUAGGCUUAUCAAUUCCUAUUUCCAUACUUAAUUAACCUGAGCAAUGUCUCUCUGCACGUCCACUUAGUCUGCAUGAUCACUGCUCACACAGCAUAUCUAUUUUCUGCCUGCCUGGUGCAUGGGUAGCUCGUAUUUCCGCAAUGUGCCUUCGCAUGCCGUGUCAUGUGACAGCAUGCGUGCUUCGGUGAUCACGCGCUCUUUUUUCUUCUGAUCAUCAUUUGGUGUGCGCGCCUUUUCGCUGCCAUUCUUCGCCCAGGGCUGUUUUUAGCCUUGUGCAACCGCUGCUUCCGCUCAACGUUGCCUUUCCUUUGCCGUGUGCCCCGAGGCCUAGCAGAGUAUGGAGAGUACUGUAACCCGUCAGUUUUCUGUUCUUGCUCAAGUGUUGUCCUAUGUGAAGCCAGUUAUUGCCAUUACCGAAUCAUUUGGUCGGGGUUUUCUUCUUGUUCUCUCUCUUUUUUUCAGUCGGUGUUGAUAAUUCUCGAUGUGCAUGUAGUCAGACUGGUCUCUGCAUGUGUAAUUAUAGUGUUACUUGUAGCUGCAGUGAUUUUCUCUAGGUCUGUACUGGUAAUGAAACCACUCAUAAACUGAGGGUCGGUCGAUGUAUUGUAUUUUAAGCUGAUUGUUCUCCGCUGUUGCUUAUUCCUGUUGCUUCUUUUGCUAUUGUGGCGUUUCCUGUUUGUUGUGGCUGAGUUUGCGUGCCGCUUGUUUUGUUUACUAUUUAAUAUUUUUUCUUUCUCGUUGCCUUUCUCGUUGCCUCCUCUUUGCUACCGUAUUCGCCGUGAGCUUCCUACCUACGUAUCUCCGCUGUCCAUAGAUGCUCCUUACCUCCUUACUUGUCACCUGCGCUAACCCUGUCCCUAACUCCCUUCGGGGUGUCACUUUGGUCUCUUCCCUUUGCGCUGCUUGAUGAACCGAUAACCAGCCAUGCGUUUGUUCUUUUGUUUUUUUGCCGUCUCCUUACAUCCUACUGCUGUUCAUAGUAUCAGCAUUUCGAGUCCUUUCCUCCCUUUUUUAGUUAUUGAAUUUACGUUCUUUUGUUCAAGUAACACCAUCAUGUGCUCUGCUGCAACGGAAUAACAAACCGAUUGAAAAGUGC
This is a messenger RNA of Sycon ciliatum, 4064 nucleotides long. Its product is annotated as E3 ubiquitin-protein ligase NEDD4-like. Lineage: Eukaryota; Metazoa; Porifera; Calcarea; Leucosolenida; Sycettidae. Gene Ontology annotation, molecular function: ubiquitin protein ligase activity; protein binding. The transcript has 22 exons. The record is from RefSeq and is a predicted model, not a curated record. Bases 316 to 2733 code for a protein of 805 amino acids. Gene Ontology annotation, cellular component: cytoplasm. Gene Ontology annotation, biological process: protein polyubiquitination; ubiquitin-dependent protein catabolic process; regulation of dendrite morphogenesis.